This is a messenger RNA of Cyprinodon variegatus (sheepshead minnow), 1930 nucleotides long. It is a transcript of the gene cacybp, whose product is annotated as calcyclin binding protein. Gene Ontology annotation, cellular component: nucleus. The record is from RefSeq and is a predicted model, not a curated record. Lineage: Eukaryota; Metazoa; Chordata; Actinopteri; Cyprinodontiformes; Cyprinodontidae. The transcript is spliced from 6 exons. Gene Ontology annotation, biological process: heart development. Gene Ontology annotation, molecular function: ubiquitin protein ligase binding; tubulin binding; S100 protein binding. The coding region runs from base 109 to 792 and encodes 227 amino acids.
UGGCUGAGCCCACAUUGCAGCGAUAGAGGCAAAGUAGGACCGUAGCAGCAGACAGAGCUGCAGAAAUAAAGCUUUCAUCUAGGAACAGCUGAGAAUUAGAAGACCAUAAUGGAUCUAAAGGAACAGAUCAGUCAGCUAGAAGCAGAUUUGCAGGAGUUAAGCUCUCUUCUGGAAAAAGCGGAAAGGAAAAGGGUCCAGGAUCUGUUGAAGCAGGAACAGAAAAAGGUGGAGAAAGAACUUGUAAGCAAGCGACAGCAGCAAGAGCAGCAGGCCAGGAGAGAGGCAGAACCAUCUACAGCAUCCAAAGCAGCGUACACUGUAAAGAUCACCAGCUAUGCAUGGGAUCAGUCUGAGAAAUUUGUGAAAAUUUACCUCGAUUUGAAAGAAGUGCACAAAAUAUCGGCAGAAAAUGUAGAUGUAUCCUUUACAGAGAGGUCAUUUUCUGUGCUGAUAAAGGACCUAAAUGGUAAAAACCACCAGAUGACUGUUCUUAACCUAUUGCAUCCAAUAGAUGAAAAAGACAGUUACAAAAAGGUCAAAACAGAUAUGGUGUUGAUCAUGUUAAAAAAGCAGGCAGCAAAGAAGUGGGAGUGUCUUACAGCAGUGGAGAAACGGUCAAAAGAGAAAGACAAACCUUCCAUGGAUGAGAAUGCAGACCCCAGCGAUGGUCUCAUGAGCAUGUUGAAGAAGAUUUACGACGAGGGAGAUGAUGAUAUGAAGAGAACGAUCAACAAAGCCUGGACAGAGUCUCAAGACAAGAAGAAAAGAGGGGAAGAUAUGAUGGACUUUUAAAUCUACCUGUUUAUUUUUAUACAGUGACCAAAUGAGAGCUUUCAGAGUUCAAGCAUGCAUGACCAAAAUACUAAAAGCUAUCAUUGGAUAAUAUUAUAUGGUCCCUCAAUAAGGUGAUUUUGGUUACGUUCACACUGCAGUCUGAAGUGACCCAAAUUUGAUUUUUUGAUUUUUUUUUUUGCCUAUAUGCGACCUGUAUCGGAUUUUUCAUGCCAGUCUGAACAACAGAUCUAAUUUUUUUUCAAAUGCGACCCAGGCCACUUGGCCAUGUGGUCCUGUAUCCGUUACGUAUCUCAUCUUUUUAAAGGCGACCUGUGUCUUAACGGCCAGGUCGCAUUCAUCUGACCUAAACUUAACUUCCAUAAUACUCAACAAAGGUCACUAUUCUGCGUCUUGCUACGCAGAAGCAAGAAGAAAAAUAACCAUGGUGGAUGAUAAUGUGUAGAGUAGUCUUUUUUUUUUUUUUUUUUACCACAGAGCACGCUCGAUUGUGACGGCAUUGCAUCCUCCACUGUGCGUGCAGGACUCUUUAGCUGUAUGAAUGCAGUUCAUGCAAGAGAUCACAAAAAGUCGCAAAUAUAUUUGAAAAUCUGAACAGCAAAGCAAAAAAAUCGGAUUUAACAAAAAAAAAAAAAAAUUGGAAUUGAGCAUUAAGGCCUGCAGUGUGAACGUAGCCUUAUAUUUGGAACAUAUUGUAAAGAAAAAAGUAAUGUCCAGCAGAUGGCGCCCUCCACGCUGUGAUCAAAAUUGGUGUAGUCCCUUUCCUUUCCAAUGAAGCUCUGUAGUCUAAAAGUGUCUAAUUGUGCCAAAGUCAAAAUACAGUUCUCAUAUGAUAUAAUUCAGAGGGACAACAAUUGAUUAUAUUCAAAAUUUCCUUCCAUAGCUCAUAUGUGCUUCAUGUUUUUGUUACACUCACCACCAUAUUGAAAUAAAAACAAAUAUGUUAUGCCUUCAUCUGAUGUUUAUAUUUUGUUCUUGUUAAGACCAUUUUAUUAGGACUGAAACUAUUGUGUUCACUUCCCCAAGUACAGCUGGUGUGACAUUGUUCUUAUUUUUGUUAAGGUUGAGUUUUUUUUAUUUGUUUUGUUCCUGCUGUAAGAUUUGACACAAAUUUCAACAAUGACAACAUUAAAAUCAC